This is a messenger RNA of Prunus armeniaca (apricot), 471 nucleotides long. The record is from the annotation of a GenBank genome assembly. Lineage: Eukaryota; Viridiplantae; Streptophyta; Magnoliopsida; Rosales; Rosaceae.
AUGAAAUCUACUAUCCAUAUUCUGCAAGAUUGCCUUUUUGCUCGUGGUGUUUGGACUAGCUCCUCUUCGGGUGGUUCUAGAGCACAAUCUCUGGAUCAGGGAAUACAUGACUGGUUUUUAUGUUGUUCGGAGAAUCUCCCUCAUGCUGUCUUCGAACUCUUUAUAUCUAUUGGCUGGGCAAUUUGGGAGGCAAGAAAUGACAAGUUGUGGAACAACAAGAACAUGUCCCCGGACUUAAUUAUCCAUGGCAUUGCUGUUAGAUUGUCUGACUUUGCACGAGUCUACGCCAAACAGGAUGGUUAUGCUUGCACACUCAUAAAGGCCCAGAAAUGGACUAAACCAAAGCCGGGGGGCAGCAUCGAGGGUGGAGUGGGCAUUGUGGUACGUGACUCUGAAGAUUACUUUGUUACAGGAAGGGCGUUACAUGUCGACAACAUCUAUUCCAUACAAGCUGAAGCAAUAGCUGCCUGA